This is a messenger RNA of Dendroctonus ponderosae (mountain pine beetle), 399 nucleotides long. RefSeq lists its product as uncharacterized. The transcript has a single exon. Bases 1 to 399 code for a protein of 132 amino acids. NCBI's taxonomy places the organism in Eukaryota, Metazoa, Arthropoda, Insecta, Coleoptera, Curculionidae. The record is from RefSeq and is a predicted model, not a curated record.
AUGGCUUUCAUGAUGCCGGUAGUGAAAAACGACUGGAAUAUUUACAAGUCAAACAGAUCGCGAAAAACUUCCGAAUGCAACACAUCAUGCACUACCAGAACGAGGAAAAUUUCGGAAUGCAGAUCUGAGGGCCUGGGCAGCUUGUCCACUUCUCCAAAACUGGAGGUGCCACUUCCAAAACAUCACUCCGUACCGGAUCGAAUGCCUUCUAGAGUGUUCCCUAGAGGCAGAACCAGCUCUGAAAAUCUACCCAGCAGGGCGAAGGUGUCAUUUCCGCCGGAAAAUCCGAUUUCUGCUUCAGCCAGCAAUUUGAAACCUUCACUAAGCGGCUGCAAUUGGCUCGACAAGCUGAAAAAGUUCAUAAAACAUAGCAAAAGAGAAGAAGAGAGGUCCAAGUAA